This is a messenger RNA of Quercus robur (English oak), 971 nucleotides long. RefSeq names its product small heat shock protein, chloroplastic-like. The record is from RefSeq and is a predicted model, not a curated record. Lineage: Eukaryota; Viridiplantae; Streptophyta; Magnoliopsida; Fagales; Fagaceae. Bases 171 to 887 code for a protein of 238 amino acids. Gene Ontology annotation, biological process: response to heat. The transcript has 2 exons.
GACCCCUCUACAAACUUAUCCCCUAGUUUUUGUUUUGCCUAUAUAAUAAUAUUUCAAAUCCCACCUGUUUCCUAAGCAAAAACGAAUAUACCUCUUCUCAAAGCCAGAACUUCAAUUGUAUACUUCGCAUUUCUUCUUGUACACAGUCUCUCUUUAGAGAAAGAAACACUAUGGCUUCAACACUAUCUUGGUCAUGUUCACCUAUGCUAUCAUCAUCACACAAAGCCAUGCCUUCAAUUAAAGCCAACAGUACUGUGCCUUGUUGCCAUGUUGCCUUUCCAAUACCAAAGAAUUUUGGUAGCAAAAGGGGGUCAAGGUUGUCAAUGGUGAGAGCUCAGGCUGCGGCUGGUGAAGAAAAUAAGGACACGUCUCAGUCUGUGGAUGUUCAUGUCAGUGAGGGAAACCAAGGGACCUCAGUGGAGAGGAGGCCUAGACGGGUGGUGGAUAUUUCAAACUUUGGUCUCUGGGAUCCAUUCUCCGCAAUUAGGGCAUUGCGGCCAAUGCUAGACACAAUGGACCGUCUCUUUGAUCAGACCACGACAUUCCCUGGAGCACACCGGUCAGCAUGGGAUUGGCAAGCCCGUGCCAAUUUGGACGUGGUAGAGGAGGAGAACGAGUUUAAGAUGAGGUUUGACAUGCCUGGACUUGAUAAGGAGGAUGUUAAGGUGUCAGUUGAGGACGAUGUGCUUGUUAUAAAAGGAGAGCACAAGAAGGAAGGUAAAGAUAAUGACUCUUGGUCUUGGAGAAGCUUCAAUUCUUAUGACACACGUAUGCAGCUUCCUGAUAACUUGGAGAAGGAUAAGAUCAAGCUGAAGAAUGGUGUUCUUUACAUUUCCAUUCCUAAGACCAAGGCAGAACGCAAGGUCAUUGACGUGCAAAUUCAGUGAAAGCAGAACAUAUAUGAGAUUAUAGUACUAGUAUAAAAUAAAGAAGAUUUCGUGGGGUUUUUUUUUUUUUUUGUUUUUUUUGUU